UCUGAUGAUUUUUUUUGGUCUGAAGAACCACACUUGCAGUGGUCAGUGGUUGAAGAGGAAGGAGCGAGGACUUGAUCAGAGAUGAAUGCUCCGGAUUGCUAUGGCGCUUUGUUGUGCCCGAGGGCACGAAGAAGGUGUCGCAUGAGAGGGACACAAAGAUCGUGAAUGCUGCCUCAUUCACUAUCGAGCGUGAGGACGACACCAUUGGCAACAUUGUCCGCAUAUGAGCAGCUGCACAGAGACCCAAAUGUGCUCUUUGCUGGCUAUAAGCUCCCUCACCCACUUCUGUACAAGAUCAUCACGAGGAUCCAUACUACCAGCCAGUCUUCCCCAACACAGGCCUACACCCAGGCAACCAAAGAUCUAGACAAGGAGCUUGAGUACCUUAUGCAAGCUUUUGAGGAUGAGAAGAACAGGUGUGAGCCGAGGCUUUAGCUGGCCGAAAUGGAAGGCUCGAAGAUUGGGUAAAUGAUGACGUCAGACUACUCCCUGAAGGCCUGAACUACCAGGAUGGAGUACCUUGUCUAUCCUUGAACGUGUGUUAAGACUCCAAGAUCUCUUGCUGAUUCUGCUAUUAUCAUCUUGUCGCCUGUGUUUGGACCAUUAAGCUAGCCAGGUAUGCAAGCCGCAAGGUUUUUCUUUCCUCGCUCGUGGUCAUACACGGGGUUGGCCAAGGCAACACAUUUGC
This is a messenger RNA of Panicum hallii, 688 nucleotides long. RefSeq names its product DNA-directed RNA polymerases II, IV and V subunit 11-like. Gene Ontology annotation, cellular component: RNA polymerase II, core complex. Gene Ontology annotation, biological process: DNA-templated transcription. Gene Ontology annotation, molecular function: protein dimerization activity; DNA-directed RNA polymerase activity. The transcript is spliced from 5 exons. NCBI's taxonomy places the organism in Eukaryota, Viridiplantae, Streptophyta, Magnoliopsida, Poales, Poaceae. Bases 166 to 435 code for a protein of 89 amino acids. The record is from RefSeq and is a predicted model, not a curated record.